Rhododendron vialii is the source of this 1058-nucleotide messenger RNA. Its product is annotated as SUN domain-containing protein 5-like. Gene Ontology annotation, biological process: protein folding in endoplasmic reticulum. Gene Ontology annotation, cellular component: cytoplasm; membrane. The record is from RefSeq and is a predicted model, not a curated record. NCBI's taxonomy places the organism in Eukaryota, Viridiplantae, Streptophyta, Magnoliopsida, Ericales, Ericaceae.
AAACCUUCCCUAACACCCAUUGAUUUUGGAGAGAUGGUGAAAAAACGGUUCGACAGCAAUAGCGGCAACAAAAGACAUUAGACCAAACACCGAUAGGGAAAACUCAUUCGCCUUAUCUUAAUCUAGAUGAGUUUCGUAAUAUUUAUGAGGCAAGAGAAGGGUGGGAUUGCAUCAAAUCGGCAAGCUAACAUCACGUACCGGCUUGAGCCUGAUGGAACAUCAUAAAAUUAUGCUUCAGCAGCUAAGGGUGCAAAGGAUGGCCAGGUGGCUCACAAUAAGGAAGCAAAAGGCGCUAGCAACAUAUUGGGGAAGGACCAUGAUAAAUAUCUGAGAAACCCGUGUUCUGUCGUGGGAAAAUUUGUCAUUAUUGAGCUGGCAGAGGAAACUCUCGUCGACACAGUCAAAAUUGCAAAUUUGGAACAUUAUUCCUCGAACUUCAAGGAAUUUGAGUUGUCCAGGAGUUUGUUUUAUCCCACUGAGACAUGGCCCCCAAUAGGAAAAUUUGUUGCUGCAAAUGCAAAGAAUGCUCAAAGCUUUAAGCUUCCCGAACCCAAAUGGGUAAGGUAGUUAAUUAAGUUGAAUUUAUCAUGAAGUCAUUACGGGUCGGAGUUUUAUUGCACAUUGAGUGUUGUGGAGGUAUAUGGCGUUGAUGCAAUCGAGCGGAUGCUUGAAGAUCUCAUAGUGGCUUCCGAGCAAUCUGCAACUGUUAAAUUACCUGACCCUAAUUCAACUGUGUUGCCUUCUUCAAUACCAGAAUCAGAAAUAAGUGAACAGAAAAUAGAUGGUGAAGUUCAAAAGGCAGUUCAUACUUCCAGUCAAGGGAUCGAAGGCAUCGACGAACCACAGAAGCCUAACUUGCACCUCAAGAGUCCUGUCACUAGCAACAUCCCAUAUCCUGUAAUGGAAAUUAGACAACAGCCAAAUGGAAGAAUUCACGGUGAUGCAGCACUAAAGAUCUUAAUGCAGAAAGUGAGGUCACUUGAGAUAAACUUAUCAGUCCUGGAGGAAUACAUCAAGGAACUGAACGAAGACAAGGGGACGUAGUGCCCGAACAUGAG